Mytilus trossulus (common blue mussel) is the source of this 508-nucleotide messenger RNA. RefSeq lists its product as uncharacterized. Gene Ontology annotation, molecular function: protein binding. Gene Ontology annotation, cellular component: extracellular matrix. The transcript has 4 exons. Lineage: Eukaryota; Metazoa; Mollusca; Bivalvia; Mytilida; Mytilidae. Bases 86 to 508 code for a protein of 140 amino acids. The record is from RefSeq and is a predicted model, not a curated record.
CAACAAAUUGGAAAAACUGACCUCUGAAUCUUUUAUUGACCUUGAAAAGUUGAUUGAGUUCAGACUACACAGCCAGACGCCAGCGAUGACCACCAUUAUGUUUGAUUCUAUGAUCAAUAUUGGUAAAGCUUUAAAAUAUCUAUUCAUUAGUCAAAAUGGAUUUACACAUUUACCACACCAGAUUUUUAUGGAAGGAAACUUCACUGAACUUAUAGAAUUAUAUGCUGAGAACAAUCUUAUUAGAAAUGUAGCAGAGCUGGAAGAGAGAGCGUAUGGAGUCAAAAGAAGACCAAUUUAUCUCCAGAAAAAACAACAUUUUUCAGCUUUUACCACAACUCCUAAUAUUGUCAAGUUGUAUUUACAAAACAAUUUGAUAGAGAUGAUAAACAAUACAGAUUUCUGUGGACUACAGGGUUUAGAAUUGUUGAAUCUACAAAGCAAUGUAUUGAAUGAGACGCAUAUUCAAGAGGAAGGAUUUAAAUGUUUACCUGUUAUGAAUGAUUUGUGA